UGAUUGAUAUAUGAUUUCACAGGGAUGAUCUAGGCUGAUUAUCUCCUGUUUUCCAUUCCAAUCUGUUAGGUUAUAGUUUCGUUGUAUCAUUAUCUUUGAAGUUACUUGAAAAAUAGGGUCGCUGAUUUCUCUUUUAAGGAUGGCUCCUGUAGACAAAUCUCCCCCUGCUAAAGCAGAGAGCAAUUUUUACCUAGUCUGCUCAUCUAAAGCAAAUGAUUUAAUUCCAGUUCAUAAAUACAAAUCGUCCCUUACCGGAUUAACAAUUGUGUUGGCCGAAGUUGAAGGGCCGGUUGUCAAUGGCUAUUUCUGUUUAGCUACUGAGGCCCAUGAUGAUGACGGUUUGCCCCAUACUCUGGAACAUUUGGUUUUUCUGGGGAGUGAACAGUACCCAUACAAAGGCGUUCUGGAUCUCUUGGCCAAUAGAUGUCUGGCUUCUGGGACUAAUGCAUGGACAGAUACAGACCACACUUGCUACACGAUGACAACAGCUGGCAGUGAGGGGUUCCUUUCACUCAUCCCCAUCUACUUGGACCAUAUUCUGUACCCCACUCUUACGGACUCAGCGUUUGUGACGGAGGUACACCAUGUGACGGGCGAGGGAGAGGAUGCUGGGGUGGUGUAUUGUGAGAUGCAAGGGAGGGAGAACACAGGAGAGUCUAGAGUGUACCUGCAGCUGCUGAGGACCAUCUACCCGGGACACUGCGGCUACAAGAGUGAGACCGGCGGCAUCAUGAGGAACCUGCGCGAGACUGUCAACAAUGACAAGGUGCGAGCGUACCACAAAGAGUUCUACCGACCAGAAAACCUUACGUUGAUUAUCACUGGACAAGUGAAGCCGGAAGACCUGUUCAAAACUCUAGAGCCUUUUGAGCAGAAAAUCGCUUCCAAGGGUACAAGAGAGCAAUUCAAGCGGCCGUGGCAGGACCCUGUGCCUCCGUUGAAAGAGUCUGCCGACAUUGAAGUCAAGUUUCCCUGUGAUGAAGAGGACAAUGGGAUGGUCUAUGUUGGCUGGCGGGGACCUUCUGCUGUCACUGAUCUAUACAAAUUGGCUGCAUGUUCAGUGUUGAUGAAGUACAUGACAGACACUUCAGUCAGCCCGCUGCCCAAAGAGUUUGUGGAGAUCUCCGAUCCAUAUUGCAGCAAGGUUUCAUACUCGCUGGUAGAAAACUCUGAAUCCGUUUUGAUGCUACAAUUUGAAAAUGUGCCAGUUGCUAAGAUUGGUGCGGUGAAGGAUCGGCUUAUGCAGGUGCUGGAGAAGAUAGUGAGUGGACAGGAGCCAAUAGUCAUGAAGCGGUUGUCAACUGUCGUCAACCGUCACAGACUGGAGUGUUUGAGUCAUCUGGAGAACAGUCCUCACGACAGCAUUGCCUUCAUGGCCAUCGGGGACAUGUUGUACGGCAACACCAAGCAAGACCUGGACCAGAGACUGAACCAAGUGGCAGAUCUGUACAAGAUGCAGGAGGAAGACAUGACAUUCUGGACGUCCCUGAUCAAGCAGUACUUACUGACAGGGGCCAGUGUGACUGUGAGGGGAGUGCCUAGUGUGGACGAGCAACAGGAGAUGGCGAGGGAGGAGAAACUGAGAGUGCAAAGUCAACGGGACCUGCUGGGGGUGGACGGGCUCAAGGAAAAGGAAUUGAUGUUGACUCAGGCCAUGGAACAGAAUGAGAUCCCUCCACCAGCUGGUAUGCUCAAGUCAGUCAACAUUCCCAGUAUUGAGUCAAUACAGUUCCACAGGAUACAGACGUUCACCACAGACUCCAAACAGCCUCAUCCCAUGUUUGAUACUAGUCAAGUCCCCGUAUACAUACAAGUGGAUCACAUCACCACCAACUUUGUUUAUAUAUUCGUGCUGAUGGACACAGUGGAGGUGCAGUCGGCGCUGAGGCCGUACCUGCCGCUGCUGUUUGAGGCAUUGCUGGAGUGUCCGGUCCAGCGGGGAGAUCACCUGGUACCCUGGGAGGAGGUUGUGGCUCAGCUAGAGGCAGACACUGUAGCUGCUGUCACCAGACUGGGACUGGAGACCACGUCACGCUUCCAGUGUGGACCCUACUGUCAGACUGGCUCUCUCAUGCUGCAGCUGGAGCCAAGCAAGUAUGAGAGAGGGAUAGAGUGGGUGAAGGAGCUUCUAUACAACACUCACCUCAACGCUGAGAGACUCAAGAUCAUUGCUGCCAAGAUGGUCAACGAUGUGGCACAAGUCAAGAGAAAAGGCAACACCAUCGUCAGGGAACUCAUGAAAGGUCUUCUCUACACCAAAGAAAGUAACCACCACACGGCCAGUGUGCUCCGACAGCACAAGUUCCUAUCACAGUUGCUGGACAGACUCAACUCCCCCGAGGAGUGUGACCGGGUAGUGGCCGAGAUAGACCAGGUGCGCAAGAUGGUGACUCACCCUUCCAACAUGGUGGUACACCUGGCAGCCAACCUGGACACACUGGCUGCGAGGUUCCCCAACCCUGGCUCACUGUGGGGACAGCUCCUGCCAGACACACACUCUCCACACAGACACAAACUACGAGUCACCUCUGACUGGGAGCUACUGCAGGACUCCUCAGCCUCCAAGAUACACAACUGUGUGGUUGGGAUAGGCGCAGUGGAGUCAGCGUACUACUGCCACACGGCACCGGCAAUACGGGACUUCCUAGACCCUGACCUGGCGCCCCUGCUGGUCUUCCUGCAGUAUCUCACACAGCUCGAGGGUCCAAUGUGGAGACUGAUCAGAGGCCAAGGGUUUGCCUACUCGUACAACAUGAUCCCUCGACCAAACGAAGGACUUCUCUACCUCACUUUCUACAAAGCUACCAAUGUCAUCGGUGCCUACAACAAAACUAAAGUCAUCCUUGAUGAAAAGUUGGCAGACGAUGUAACAUGGGAGGACUCGCUGUUUGAGUCGGCCAAAAGCUCGCUCAUCUUUGAGAUCAUUGAGAGAGAGAAGAGCAUCGGGGAUGUAGUGGCUCAGUCGCUGUUGUCUUACUUCAAACAUGUCGACCAUAAUUACAACAGAUGGCUGGUGAGUAUGAUCGCUAAGGUUACCAAGGAGGAUCUCAGUCGAAUGGGGCCCAAAUAUGUCAAAUUAUUGUUUGACCCUUCCAUCUCACGCACAAGCAUCGUCUGCCAUCCUUCCAAGGUGGAUGAACUAAACAACGGCUUUAAGGAACUGGGAAUCAACCUGACUUCCUACACCACGCUAGAAGAGACUUUCCUCAAUGAUUGGUAGCCGGGUUCCAUUCAACUAGUCUUUACCAACUCAUGCAGGGUCCUUCUUUUUAAUUUUAAGCAUUUAUACUGCGUUUUAAGUGUUUUCACUCAAAUUGAAGAGUGAAUAAAUUUGUUUCUAUGUUUAGAUAUUUUUUAUAUCUCAUUCUACUAAUCGUGUAUAAUUCGCCAGUAUAUUGUUUAAUAUUUUUGUUUGUUGGGGUUUUAUACAAACCUUAAAUUGGUACUUAUGUCAGAUAAAAAUGUUAUCGGACAAAUGAAUAUUUUCUUUGGUCCAUGAAUCUUCAAUGUUUGGAAGAUUUUUUUUCAACAUUGUUUAUUACUUUUCUUCUUCUACUAGUUUUAGAUACCGUCAAAUCAAUUCUUUGUUUUUGAGCCUCAUAUUGUAUUGUUUUGUAUUUUUACUUUUGUCUUGUAUAUUAAUUUACUUAUGAUAUCUGACCAGAACAAUAAUUAUUUCAGUUACAAUUUAUUUUAUAUAUUUAUUUUUAUUACUGGCUGCAUUAACAAUCACUAUAGGUCUUUUGAUGUUUUUGCAUAAACUUGUAUUUUGUAUUCAUUUUUGAAAGAAUAAUUGAAAAAAUACAUUAUAUCUAAUUUUUAAUCAAGAUUACUUUCAAAUAAAAACGUUGUUUUGUUUGAAAUUGUUUGUAAGCACUCAUUUUUAGCGAAUUCCCCAUAUAGGGAUUAAGCUGUUACCGUAGGUCUCAUGGUUAGACCUAGCCCCGGGACUGAUUUACUUCAUUGUUUUAAGGUUUCCAGACAAAAAACACAAUCCGUUCAAUUUCAUUUAGGCCUACCUGCCAUACACAAUCGUUCAAAUCCAUAUACAAAAUACAUAAUCUGACUAUGGAAACAAGGUUUUAUGAGGAAAAUCGGUUUUCCUCAUUUUUGACCCUUAAUAAAUAUAACUUUCCAAUACAUCUCAAACAUUUUGAAAAGCUCAUAAAAUAAAACAAAAAGGUUAAGAAGUGUUUUUGUAUGUUUAAUUGUUAUAGAGAAUUUUUUUAUGAAAUCUUUUAAUGCAAAUCCAACUAGGUAAAUGGAAAUUCCUUUAGUCUGCAGGUUUGCUGCGGAAUGGGUAAUUGAGUUCUAGUGUAGUGUGAAAUUACAGAAACGUUUACUUCAUAAUUUUGCAUUUACAAAGCACCUUUUUUUUAUUCAUGAAAAAAUGAAAUGCUUAAAUUGGUUGUAAAAAUUUUGUUCAUUAACAAAAGUUUUUGAUAUAGGCCUAAAUAACAUGUUUGUAUUGUAUUUUUCCAUUAGUAACUGCAAAUGAAUUUAUAGUUUUGAGUGUUUGUAAAAUUAAAGAAUCUCAUAACUUUACAACCAAAAUUACUCAUGAGAAUGGUUUUUCAUGUUAAAAAGAAGCUACAGGUCUUAAAGGCCUCGUGUUGCUGAUUUUAAAAGCAGUUGAAAAAAGUCAGCAUACAUGUUGUACAUGUUGAAUGCUUGACUAUUGAUAUGUCGAUGCACAAAACCCUUACUAAACCGGUGCCUUAUCUAUCUGUGGAUGAAACAAGCUAACUCUAACGUUACACAAAUCAAUAUGUCUGUAUGAUACACUAAAUCAACUAAAUUAAACAAUAAGAUUAUUUUUGUACAUUAAUUUAUUGUAUAUUUAAUUUAUUUCUCUGUAAAUUAUUUGUGUUGUGGUGAAUAACAUAAUCAAAAUAAAUAACGUCUAAAAGGCUACUAUUGUGAAAGAUAAGGUUACUUUAAGCUAUGGAAAGCAUUGUAGUUGUUAUUUUGUAAGAAACUAAAAAUCAAUCUAUUAUAAUUUAAAUUUGUAUGAAAGUUUUUCUGCUGCUUAUCCAUAGGGUUUAAUUUUAAAUGAAAAAUGAAACUUUAUAAGAAUUGAAGUUUUUAAGUAAAGCAUUAAAAGUUAGAAAA
This is a messenger RNA of Macrosteles quadrilineatus (aster leafhopper), 5112 nucleotides long. RefSeq lists its product as uncharacterized. The record is from RefSeq and is a predicted model, not a curated record. Gene Ontology annotation, molecular function: metal ion binding. The transcript has 20 exons. NCBI's taxonomy places the organism in Eukaryota, Metazoa, Arthropoda, Insecta, Hemiptera, Cicadellidae. Bases 140 to 3220 code for a protein of 1026 amino acids.